Messenger RNA from Caenorhabditis bovis, 1131 nucleotides. The record is from the annotation of a GenBank genome assembly. NCBI's taxonomy places the organism in Eukaryota, Metazoa, Nematoda, Chromadorea, Rhabditida, Rhabditidae.
AUGAUGCGUUUGGUCCUACUGCUUUCGAUUAUUUCAGCAGCGUCCUGCGCGUCAGAGUGUCCGAAAGGAUGGACAUUCUCUCCCGACUCGACCCAAUGCUACACCAUAUCGGAGAGCUACUACAAUUUCGAUGAGGCUUUGAAGUUUUGCGAUGGAAUCGGAGGAAUUCUCGCGUUUGCUGAGGGCUAUAAAGAGAAUACCUUCUUCAAAAACUUCACAUCGUCAUUAAUGGUUCAACCAUGGAUGGGCGUUCGUCGGAAUGCGACGAACGGAAAAUUCCAGUCCGUCACCGGCAAAUAUUUCUACAACAACUGGCUUAAGGGCGAGCCGAGCGCUAACGGCGACUGUGCGACGUAUCGAGGAAUUGAACCGAAUGGAAUGAAGGUGACCCCGUGCUAUAACAUGCAGCCGGCGUUGUGCAAGCAAAUGCCAGCACUUUGCCCUAAUCAAACCGAAUACGGUGGUUCGCUUGUUCGUCACGGUACCAUUAAAUCGCCAGGAUACCCUGUACAAUAUUAUAACAACCUAAAUUGUGUCUAUACUAUUCAUUCACCCGCAGGAACCUAUAUUACCAUUCAAUUUGAUCCAUAUUUGGUUGAAAAUUACUACGACUACAUCAGUGUCUACGAUGGAAAUAGCACGUCUUCAAAAUACCUCGGAACCACGGAUAUUGAAGGAUGGUACAUUAGAAACGAUUUUGAGAGUUCCGACAACGCGCUCACAUUCAAAUUCCACACGGACAGCACCAUUACCAAACAGGGAUGGCUUGCCACGUGGAAUGCGAAACCCAAUAUGCCGCCAAUUCGGGUAAACGGAAGUAGUGGAGAACUGAGCUCGCCAAAUUAUCCGAACAAUUAUGAUCCGUACACGGAGCAAGCUUAUUAUAUUACAGGCGUUGAUGGAUUUUCGGUCAAUGUGACUUUUGAUGACUUCAUCACCGAACAGCGUUAUGAUUACGUGGAAAUCUAUAAUUCGAGCACCAUUAGCACGCCAUAUCUUGUCACCAAUUUGACUGGACCAUCUAUUGCACCGUACACUUACAUUUCUCCCGGCAAAUAUGUGACAUUACGCUUCAUCACUGACUCAAUCGUUCAGAAGAAGGGCUGGCAUUUGAUCUGGUCAAUCGUUUGA